This is a messenger RNA of Saprolegnia parasitica CBS 223.65, 1780 nucleotides long. RefSeq lists its product as hypothetical. The record is from RefSeq and is a predicted model, not a curated record. The transcript has a single exon. Bases 11 to 1708 code for a protein of 565 amino acids. Lineage: Eukaryota; Oomycota; Saprolegniomycetes; Saprolegniales; Saprolegniaceae.
CCGCAAUCGCAUGAAGCAGGCCAGAGCUGCGCCCACCGUCAUCGCCACGGACCGCGCGUCGUACCUCUCGUCCGGCUCGGACGCGCCGGGCCACAUCUUCAUCGACCUCCGUAGCCCGCAGACCGACGGCCGGUCCAGCGGCGGCGCGCUCCGGGACGGCCCGAUCCCGGUCUACACGAGCCCCGAGGUUAUCGGUGUCCUCGCGCAGUACGCGGCGAUCGGGCUGCUCUACGGCGCGAUCCCGAACCUCCUCUUCCCGCUCUUCACGGGCUACUUUCACAUGUCGGGCAGCCAGUACAACUCGGGCAAGGCGCUCAUCGGCAUCGGCUGGUCGCUCAAGGUCUUUGUGGGCAUGCUCUCGGACUGCGUCCCGAUCUUUGGCCGCCGCCGCAAGUUCUGGAUGAUCCUCGGCUGGCUCGCCUGCCUCGGCUGCAUGAUCGUGCUCGCCACCAUGGACAUGGGGCCGCCGUACUACCCGACCGCCGACCUCGCGGCCCGGAGCAACCUCUCGGUCGCCGAGAAGGCGGCGCUCAACAUGGACGCGCCACAGAAGGGCGGCGUCGUCGGCCUCCUCCUGGGCCUUGCCACGCUCGCCUACAUCUUCGCCGACGUGCCCGCCGACGCGCUUGUCGUCGAGAUUGCGCAGCGUGAGCCCAUCGACGUGCGCGGCCGCAUGCAGACGCUGGUGUACGCGACGCGCACCGUCUUCUCGUCCUUCUCGGUCGCCGUCAUUGCGAUCGGGCUCAACUCGUUCAAGUUUUCCGGCUCGUUCGACUGGGACAUGGGCAUCCACACCAUGUUCAUCCUGCUCGGCGUCGUCUGCGCCGUCAUGGUGCCUCUCACGCUCCUCUGCGUCCACGACCACUACCACCCGGGCUUCCACUUUGGCGAGUACCUCCUCCGCUUCUGGCACGUGAUCCAGAAGCGCGCGACGUGGCAGGUCAUGGUCUUCAACUUCGUCUUCAACUUUCUCAGCUCGGGCAUCACGUCGACGGCGGCGCCGUACGUCAUGAAGCACUGGGCGAAGGCCGACAACCUCAACUACCAAGUGCUCAACCUCGCAUCCGGCUUCCUCUUCGCGAUCGGCCUCAGCGUCCUCGGCAAGUGGGGCAUGCUCUGGAACUGGCGCUACGUGCUCGUGCUCACGACCAUCAGUGGCAACGCGAUCGAUGCGCUCGUGCAGUUCACGACCAUCUUCGAUGUCAUCCGCGACCAGUGGUGGUACCUCGGUGUGCCCCUCGCCGAGAACCUUCCGUUCUCGAUGCAGUUCAUCGUGACGACGUUCAUCAUUGUCGAGCUCGCCGAAGAAGGCAGCGAGGGCAUCAUGUACGGGCUCAUGACGACCGUCUCCAACAUGCCGUCCGUGCUUGGACCGGUCGUGGCCAACGCGAUCUUUGCCAACUUUGACGUGACCGAGGACGACAUCAAGGCGGACACGGCCCACGUUCGCCGCCACGUUGCGUACACGUACGUCAUCUACUACAGCACGACGCUUCUCGCGUGUCUCUGCGUCGUGCUGCUGCCGAACCAGAAGAUCGACCUCCAGCACAUGCUCCGGUACGGCGGCAAGUCGGCAACCAUGGGCGGCCUCGCGCUCGGCUUUUGCUUUCUCGUGCUCGCAUAUUCGAUCUGCGUGAGUGUGCUCGGCAUGUUCGCGUCAACGUCGUGUCUGCCCAUCGCGGGCGGCGACGGCUGCGACGUGGUGUAGCUGCGCAUCAGGUUGAUUUUUUUAAUUUACCGCGUCGUCUGCUGUCGACUGCUCUGCUUGGGUUCCUGGCGG